AUGCUCUCAUCGGCUGGACACGCUCUUCGUCGUGGAUUCACCACUUCCGCAGCUCUUUCCAACAAAGACGCCUUCAUUGUUGGAGCCGCCCGUACUCCAAUCGGAUCGUUCCGCUCAUCGCUUGCAUCAGUUACUGCACCAGAACUUGCAUCCGUCGCGAUCAAAGCAGCAUUAGAACGUGGAGCAGUAAAACCAAGUUCCAUCCAAGAGGUGUUUCUCGGACAAGUUUGUCAAGCAAAUGUUGGGCAAGCACCAGCUCGUCAAGCCGCUCUAGGAGCUGGACUCGAUCUUUCUGUGGCCGUUACUACUGUCAACAAAGUAUGUUCUUCUGGAUUGAAGGCUAUCAUUCUGGCCGCUCAGCAAAUCCAAACAGGACAUCAAGAUUUGGCUAUCGGAGGAGGAAUGGAAAGCAUGUCUCAAGUUCCAUUUUACGUUCCACGAGGAGAAGUUCCAUAUGGUGGAUUCCAAGUUAUUGACGGAAUCGUAAAAGAUGGACUCACUGAUGCAUACGACAAAAUCCAUAUGGGUAACUGCGGAGAGAAAACAUCGAAAGAAAUGGGAAUCACUCGAAAAGACCAAGACGAGUAUGCCAUUAACAGCUACAAAAAGUCUGCUCAAGCAUGGGAGAACGGAAACAUCGGCCCAGAAGUGGUGCCAGUAAAUGUGAAAUCAAAGAAGGGAGUUACAAUUGUUGACAGAGACGAAGAGUUCACGAAAGUAAACUUUGACAAGUUCACUUCUCUCCGCACUGUUUUCCAGAAAGAUGGAACAAUUACUGCUGCGAAUGCUUCAACGUUGAAUGAUGGAGCUGCUGCUGUUAUUGUCGCUUCUCAGGAAGCUGUCUCCGCUCAGAACCUGAAACCUCUGGCGCGUAUUCUCUCCUAUGGAGAUGCUGCAACGCAUCCACUCGAUUUCGCAGUAGCUCCAACAAUGAUGUUCCCGAAAAUCCUCGAGAGAGCUGGAGUAAAGCAGUCAGAUGUUGCUCAAUGGGAAGUAAACGAAGCCUUCUCAUGUGUGCCUCUUGCAUUCAUCAAGAAGCUUGGAAUUGAUGCAUCCCUGGUGAACCCACACGGAGGAGCUGUUUCAAUUGGUCACCCCAUCGGUAUGUCCGGAGCCCGCCUCAUCACUCAUCUUGUUCACACUCUUAAGAGCGGCCAAAUUGGAGUGGCUGCCAUUUGCAACGGAGGAGGAGGCUCCAGCGGAAUGAUAGACUCAAAUAACAUGUCCGACAAGAAGGUCUUCAUCCUGAGCGGUGCUCGUACCCCGAUUGCAUCUUUCCGAGGAUCAUAUGCUAAUUUCGGUGCAGUAGAGCUUGGAGCCGUUGCUGCAAAAUCUGCUAUCGAGAGAUCUGGUGUUGCUCCUGAGAAAAUUGAGGAAGUAAUCGGAGGAUGUGUUCUUCAAGCCGGUCUCGGUCAGAACGUUACUCGACAAAUCGCUCUUUCUGCUGGCCUCCCCGUCACAACUCAAGCUGUCACUGUCAACAAAGUAUGCUCUUCCUCAAUGAAAGCAUUAGUAACUGCAGCUGUAGAGAUCAAAGCGGGAUAUUAUGACGCGAUUCUAGUAGUUGGAACCGAAAACAUGAGCCAAGUUCCAUUCUAUUUGCCUCGUGGAGAGAUUCCAUUCGGAGGUAUCACCACCACCGAUGGAAUUGCUAAGGAUGGUCUAGAAGAUAUCAAAGAAAAAGGUCCAAUGGGAUUGUGUGCGGAGAAAACAGUUAAGGAUUACGGAAUAACAAGAGAAGAACAAGAUGCUUAUGCAAUUGAAAGCUACAAAAAGGCAUCAAAUGCUUGGAGUACUGGAAAGUUUUCAGAAGAAGUUGUUCCAGUGGUUAUUAAGACUGCCCGAUCAGAAGUUGUUGUUUCAGAAGAUGAGGAAUACAAGAAGCUUAUUGAAUCAAAAGUAUCCUCUCUGAGACCAGUUUUCAUCCGUGAUGGAUCAGGAACCAUCACAGCUGCCAACGCAUCUUCUCUGAACGAUGGAGCUGUUGCUGCUGUUGUCGUCGGAGAGGCUUCACUUCCAUCUGGAGCUAAACCAUUGGCCGAACUCGUUGCUUUUGCCGAGGCUGGUAGAGCUCCAAUCGAUUUCACCGUUGCUCCAGUCGAUGCUGUCCGCAGUCUUCUCAAAAAAAGUGGUCUCCAAGUUUCUGAUAUCUCACUGUGGGAACUGAAUGAGGCCUUCGCAGUCACUGUACUCGCGUUCAUCAAGGAGUUGAACAUUGAUCCAUCGAUUGUGAAUGUCAAGGGUGGCGCUGUGGCAAUUGGACAUCCAUUGGGAAUGUCGGGACUUCGGAUUGUCAACUCUCUUGCCUAUUCCUUGGCUCCAGGACAACUGGGUGUAGCUGCCAUUUGCAACGGAGGAGGAGAAGCAACAGCCGUGCUAAUCAAAAAAUUGUGA
This is a messenger RNA of Caenorhabditis remanei, 2394 nucleotides long. RefSeq lists its product as uncharacterized. Gene Ontology annotation, molecular function: acetyl-CoA C-acetyltransferase activity. The record is from RefSeq and is a predicted model, not a curated record. The transcript has 10 exons. Gene Ontology annotation, biological process: fatty acid beta-oxidation. Lineage: Eukaryota; Metazoa; Nematoda; Chromadorea; Rhabditida; Rhabditidae. Bases 1 to 2394 code for a protein of 797 amino acids.